AGGUACGCUAUUCAAAUCUGCUCUCUUUCUUUCUCUAUCGUUGUUGAGUUCCCUCCAAUUUUCUGAGAUGGCAUCAUCUGCUUCCACUUCAAGGCACUCUGUUCCCCAAUCUCGCAAGCAAAAGGCCCUCGGUCUCCUAUGCACUAAUUUCCUGAGCUUGUAUAAUAGACACGACGUCCAAUUCAUCGGCCUCGACGAUGCCGCCGCCCGAUUAGGUGUUGAGAGAAGACGGAUCUAUGAUAUCGUCAAUAUUCUCGAGAGCAUCGGGGUGCUUGCAAGAAAGGCCAAAAAUCAAUAUACAUGGAAAGGCUUUGGAGCAAUUCCUGGAGCUUUUCAUGAACUCAAGGAAGAGGGAUUACGGGAGAAUACAUAUGCUUUUGAAGGCGGAAAUGACAACCUAAAAGGGUCUGAUGACGAGGAUGAUGAAGAAGCAUUUUCUAAUCCUGGGACCGGGAGUCAAAAUGAAAAGUCCAAUUCCAAUUCAAAUUCAAACUCUACAACACUUUCAAAAUCUCUCAAAAAUGAUAAUCGAAGGGAAAAAUCUCUGGCGCUGCUUACUCAGAAUUUUGUAAAGCUAUUUGUUUGCUCUAAUAUAGAAAUGAUCUCCCUUGACGAGGCUGCGAAUUUGUUGCUUGGAGAUGGCCACAGUUCAUCAUUAAUGAGAACAAAAGUAAGACGCCUAUAUGAUAUUGCAAAUGUGUUGUCCUCCAUGAACCUUAUCGAGAAGACCCAUACCACAGAUACAAGAAAACCAGCAUUCAGGUGGCUGGGUUUGAGAGGGAAGGCACCUAACGAGUCCAUUCAAAAUUGUUCAAAUCCAAACGAGUCUAGGAAAAGAGCGUUUGGAAGUGAUGUCACAAACAUCAGUUUUGAGAGGAACAUAGUGGAACUAGGGGACUUUGCCUCUAAGAAGCUGAAAAAACUGGACAAUGGUAGUGACAUAGGUCAAGCAAAUAGUUUUCAACAAGCUUCAAAGGGUUUUCAGUUUGGUCCUUUUGCACCCUCUUAUGUGCCCAAAGUUGAAAUACCCGAGAAUAAUAGUGUGAAGAAGGUUCAUGAUUGGGACAGUCUAGCAAUUAAACAUCGUCCACAAUACCAAAACCAAGCUUUAAGAGAACUAUUCUCCCAUUACAUGGAAGCAUGGAAAUCGUGGUAUUCAGAAGUUGUUGGGAAGAAUCCAAUGCAGAUUUAAUAACCCUAUUAGUAAUUAUGACCAAGUCAAACUGUGUAUAGCCGUCCAUUGUUGGUUGCAUGUUCUCCAUGCAACCGAAGUUACCAGUUACGGAUUUUUCAAUCGUGAUGUUUUAGUUAGGCGGUUUUUUUUUUUAGAUUCUUGGUCACAUUCACAGUUUUUUAACUCUAGAGGGAAAAGCUAUGUGCUCUGAUUUCUUCGUUAAUUUAUGAAGAAAAAAAAAAUGU
Molecule: messenger RNA, 1419 nt
Organism: Arachis stenosperma
Lineage: Eukaryota; Viridiplantae; Streptophyta; Magnoliopsida; Fabales; Fabaceae
Product: E2F transcription factor-like E2FE
Exons: 11
Coding region: 68-1192 (374 amino acids)
Biological process (GO): regulation of transcription by RNA polymerase II
Cellular component (GO): RNA polymerase II transcription regulator complex
Molecular function (GO): DNA-binding transcription factor activity, RNA polymerase II-specific; RNA polymerase II cis-regulatory region sequence-specific DNA binding
Source: RefSeq, a predicted model, not a curated record